Messenger RNA from Penicillium macrosclerotiorum, 210 nucleotides. RefSeq lists its product as uncharacterized. NCBI's taxonomy places the organism in Eukaryota, Fungi, Ascomycota, Eurotiomycetes, Eurotiales, Aspergillaceae. Bases 1 to 210 code for a protein of 69 amino acids. The record is from RefSeq and is a predicted model, not a curated record. The transcript is spliced from 2 exons.
AUGAAACAGGAUGGCUCGGCACGGUCAACUCCCAAACGACCGGUGAAACAGGAGCAACGCCUUGUCCAGGGACGUCUUCGGAAAAUGUUCUCGUUUUGUGAUGCGAGCCAUCUGACAGUUUUUCGAGCAUUCUGGGAUGCCAUUGGGAUUUGGAUUCUGAGCUAUGUCAUUGUUGUUGCUGAGAGCAUGUCACAUUCUUGGGUUACGUAG